AAUGAUGUCCACAAACUCCCAAUUGAAAAUUUGAAAGGAUAAUAGAUGGUAUAGCUUAGCUUAGCAGUGAGAGAGCACUCUUGUGUUGUGUUUGAUAGAGGUUGGGGGAGCAAAUGAAAAUGUCUACAUUGAGCUCCCAAUUCCACCUCCCAACCAAAUAUCUUGCAACUUCAACUUCAACUUCAAAUCCUUCAUUUCUCAUCCCCACUACUUCACAACAAAAACACCAUGCAUAUCCAACAAUAUUAUCAUCUCUACCUUCUGAAGCUACAAGUGUCCUUCCACCAACAGUAGCAUAUGCUAGAAAAUCCAAGUCCUUAGUUAUACAACAUGAACAAGUCAGUGGGAACUCGUCGUCGUCGAGGUCAAGGAAUUUGAUAAUGGGAGUUGUUUCUGUUGGAGUUGUGGUGUUUCUGAUGGGGAUGGACGGGCAGAAAGCUAUGGCUUUGGGUCCUGAAGGGCCGCUGAUGGAAGAGUUUUGGGACAAUGUUAGGAGAUAUGGACUUUAUGCUCUCACAGUGAGCACAGGUGCUCUGUACGCUACCUUCCAGCCCAUAUACGAAUUGUUGAAGAACCCCAUCUCUGCAAUUCUGGUGUUGGUAAUAUUAGCCGGCGGUAUCUUCAUCCUUUCCCAAGUGGUUACAGCCAUGGUUGGUGUCUCUGAUUUUACUUAUGAUUACGGAUAUUGAAAUGAUAUAUUUGAAUGUGGAUUCAUUCCCUAUAUCUAUUAUGUAAGUAAAGUGACUUUUUGAUGCAUGUCGACUAGGAAGUUCAUUUCCUAUUACAGUUUCU
Molecule: messenger RNA, 792 nt
Organism: Prunus persica (peach)
Lineage: Eukaryota; Viridiplantae; Streptophyta; Magnoliopsida; Rosales; Rosaceae
Exons: 1
Coding region: 114-689 (191 amino acids)
Source: RefSeq, a predicted model, not a curated record